Messenger RNA from Acomys russatus (golden spiny mouse), 3443 nucleotides. It is a transcript of the gene Msh3, whose product is annotated as mutS homolog 3. Gene Ontology annotation, molecular function: mismatched DNA binding; ATP-dependent DNA damage sensor activity; ATP binding. Gene Ontology annotation, cellular component: nucleus. Gene Ontology annotation, biological process: mismatch repair; mitotic recombination; somatic recombination of immunoglobulin gene segments. NCBI's taxonomy places the organism in Eukaryota, Metazoa, Chordata, Mammalia, Rodentia, Muridae. The transcript has 24 exons. Bases 85 to 3372 code for a protein of 1095 amino acids. The record is from RefSeq and is a predicted model, not a curated record.
CAGGACGCGACGUGCGUGCGUGUGCGCAGGCGUGGGGAAGUGGGGCCGCGCGCUCCCGGCGGUCCGGCUCUUCUGCACCCCGUUAUGCCCCGCACGAAAUCCGCGUCGGGAGAGUCUAAUGGCGCCGGCCCAGUCCCGGGGAGGCAAGCGGUUCUGAGUCGGUUCUUCAGGUCUGCGGGAAGCCUGAAAGCCACCACAUCCCCCACGGAGCCCGCGGAGAAGGUGACAGAUGGUGACAGCAGGAAGAGAUCACUGGGGAAUGAUGGGCCUGUUAAGAAGAAAGCAAAGAAAGUUCCAGAGAAGGAAGGAGAAAAUACCCCAGUAACAUCUGGCAACCCUGAGGCAAAGAAAUGCAUGAGGCCCAGGAUUGUUUUGAAGUCCCUGGAAAAGCUGAAGGAAUUCUGCUGUGAUUCUGCCCUCCCUCAAAACAGAGUCCAGACAGAACCUCUUCGGGAGAGACUUGCAGUUCUGCCAAAAUGUACUGAUUUUGAAGACAUCACUCUGCAACGAGCGAAGAAUGCACUUUUGUCUGAAGACUCCAAAUCUCAGGCUAAUCAGAAAGACAGUCAGUUCGGACCAUGCCCUGAACAUCUCCAGAAGGCGUCCAGCUCUAAGGCUCUUAACAAACGAUCCAAAAGUGUGUAUACACCCCUGGAGCAGCAGUACCUAGCUGUGAAGCUACAGCACAAGGAUGCCGUCCUGUGUGUGGAGUGUGGCUACAAGUACAGAUUCUUUGGGGAAGAUGCAGAGAUUGCUGCCCGGGAACUCAAUAUUUAUUGCCACCUAGACCACAACUUUAUGACGGCAAGCAUACCCACUCACAGACUGUUCGUGCACGUCCGCCGACUUGUGGCCAAAGGAUACAAGGUUGGAGUUGUGAAGCAAACUGAAACUGCAGCUUUAAAGGCAAUCGGAGACAACAAAAGUUCUGUCUUUUCCCGGAAAUUGACUGCUCUUUAUACAAAAUCCACACUCAUUGGAGAGGAUGUGAAUCCUCUAAUCAGGCUGGAUGACGGUGUAAACAUUGAUGAGGUAACGGUGGACUCUUGUACCAACUAUCUCCUGUGUAUCUACGAAGAAAAGGAGAGCACUAAGGACAAAAAGAAGGGGAACGUUUCCGUUGGUGUCGUGGGAGUGCAGCCUGCCACAGGAGAGGUAGUGUUUGACUGCUUCCAGGACUCUGCUUCCAGACUGGAGCUGGAGACUCGCAUAUCAAGCCUGCAGCCCGUGGAACUGCUGCUUCCCUCGGACCUGUCUGAGCCAACGGAGAUGCUCAUCCACAGGGCCACUGCUGUCAGUGUGCGGGAUGACAGAAUUCGAGUAGAAAGGAUGAAUAACACUUACUUUGAAUAUAGCCAUGCUUUCCAGACUGUUACAGAGUUUUAUGCCAGAGACGUAGCCGACUGCAAGGGCUCUCAGAGUUUCUCUGGCAUCAUUAACUUGGAGAAGCCUGUGGUCUGUUCCUUGGCCGCCAUAAUAAGGUACCUCAAGGAAUUUAACCUGGAAAAGAUACUGUCCAAACCGGAGAAUUUUAAACAGCUGUCAAGUGGAAUGGAAUUUAUGAGAAUUAACGGAACAACGUUAAGGAAUCUGGAAAUCCUACAGAAUCAGACUGAUAUGAAGACCAGAGGAAGUUUGCUUUGGGUUUUAGACCACACCAAAACCUCAUUUGGGAGAAGGAAGCUAAAGAAGUGGGUGACCCAACCGCUGCUUAAAUUAAGGGACAUAAAUGCCCGACUUGAUGCUAUAUCUGAUAUUCUCCAUUCAGAAUCCAGUGUGUUUGAUCAGAUAGAAACCCAUCUGCGUAAGUUACCUGACAUCGAGAGAGGACUCUGUAGCAUCUAUCAUAAGAAAUGCUCUACCCAGGAGUUCUUCUUGAUUGUCAAAAGCCUGUGUCACCUGAAGUCAGAGCUUCAGGCAUUAAUGCCUGCUGUUAAUUCCCACGUCCAGUCAGACUUACUUCGAACACUCGUCUUGGAGAUUCCUGAGCUCCUUGGUCCAGUGGAACAGUACUUAAGGAUUCUGAAUGAACAAGCUGCCAAAGUUGGUGAUAAAACUGAAUUAUUCAAAGACCUCUCUGACUUUCCUUUAAUAAAAAAGAGGAAAAAUGAAAUUCAAGAAGUCAUUCACAGUAUCCAAAUGCAUUUACAAGAAUUACGAAAAAUAUUAAGACUUCCUUCUUUACAAUAUGUGACUGUAUCAGGACAAGAGUUUAUGAUUGAAAUAAAGAACUCGGCUGUAUCUUGCAUCCCUGCUGAUUGGGUGAAGGUUGGAAGCACAAAAGCUGUGAGCCGCUUUCACUCCCCUUUUAUUGUGGAAAACUACAGACGUCUGAAUCAGCUCCGGGAGCAGCUAGUCCUUGACUGCAGCGCUGAAUGGCUUGGGUUUCUAGAGAAUUUUGGUGAACAUUACCACACUCUGUGUAAGGCCGUCAAUCACCUAGCAACUGUUGACUGCAUUUUCUCCCUGGCCAAGGUCGCUAAGCAAGGAAACUACUGCAGGCCAACUUUACAAGAAGAAAAGAAAAUCAUCAUAAAAAACGGAAGGCACCCUAUGAUUGACGUGUUGCUAGGUGAACAGGAUCAGUUUGUGCCCAACAGUACGAGUUUAUCACAGGACUCGGAGAGAGUGAUGAUAAUCACUGGACCAAACAUGGGUGGGAAGAGCUCCUACAUAAAGCAGGUCGCACUGCUCACGAUCCUGGCUCAGAUCGGCUCCUACGUCCCUGCAGAGGAGGCGACCAUUGGGAUCGUGGAUGGCGUCUUCACAAGGAUGGGUGCCGCAGACAAUAUAUAUAAAGGCCAGAGUACUUUUAUGGAAGAGCUGGCGGACACAGCAGAAAUAAUCAGAAAAGCAACACCACAGUCCUUGGUCAUCCUGGACGAACUGGGAAGAGGGACAAGCACCCAUGAUGGGAUCGCCAUCGCCUAUGCUACGCUGGAGUAUUUCAUCAGAGAUGUGAAAUCCUUAACCCUGUUCGUCACCCACUAUCCACCAGUUUGUGAACUAGAGAAAUGUUACCCAGAGCAGGUGGGGAAUUACCACAUGGGCUUCCUGGUCAAUGAGGACGAAUGCGAGCAGGACUCAGGUGACAUGGAGCAGGUGCCGGAUUCUGUCACUUUUCUCUACCAGAUAACCAGAGGAAUUGCAGCGAGGAGUUACGGGCUGAAUGUGGCGAAGCUAGCAGAUGUGCCUAGAGAAAUCUUAAAGAACGCGGCUCAUAAGUCGAAAGAGUUGGAAGGCUUGGUCAACCUGAGGAGGAGAAGGCUUAAGUAUUUUGCAGACUUAUGGAUGACACAUAAUGUAAAGGACCUGCAUGCAUGGGCAGAUGACCUGGAAACAGAAGAAAUGCAGACUUCUCUCUCGUGUUAAAAUACAAACUACAUUUUUAAGCAUAAUGUGGAGAACUGAAGAUACGAACGACAAAAGAGCCGUGUGGUAGC